This is a messenger RNA of Vigna angularis (adzuki bean), 3670 nucleotides long. Its product is annotated as splicing factor U2af large subunit B. The record is from RefSeq and is a predicted model, not a curated record. Bases 239 to 3163 code for a protein of 974 amino acids. NCBI's taxonomy places the organism in Eukaryota, Viridiplantae, Streptophyta, Magnoliopsida, Fabales, Fabaceae. Gene Ontology annotation, cellular component: U2AF complex; commitment complex; U2-type prespliceosome. Gene Ontology annotation, molecular function: poly-pyrimidine tract binding; pre-mRNA 3'-splice site binding. The transcript has 10 exons.
AUUUCGUGAUUUCAGAUAACCCACUGCUCUUACAUUUCGUUUUCACUCUCCACGCCGCCGCUAUUCCGUCGUAGACAGCGGCGCCUUCACUCUCCUCUAUCCAGGAAUAGUAUAAUCUAUCAUUUGAUGGUUUUAAUUCCAAGUUUUCAAUACUCUCCUUCACUGGCGCUCUCCUUACUAAUCUCUUAGACGGGAUGUGAUUAAUGUCUUUUGUAAUAUUUGGUUUGCAUCAUACAAGAUGAGCAAAUCUAAUCGUGCAAAGGAUAAGCAUGGAAAAAGUGAUAAGCUUUCUGGGGAUAAUUGUGAUGAAGGGAGUGCAGCCCGUACAAGGCCAUUUAGUUUUGAAGAGAUUAUGCUUAGAAGAAGAAACAAAGAACUGCUUGAAAAUGUUAAAGACCCCGCACUUGGAUGUUCUCUAGAGAAAAUUGAUGAUCAUUUUGAGUCUGCCAGGAUCCAUAAACAUGACAAAAGCUCAUCCUUUGGCAGGGAGAAACAUGCUUCUGAGGAAUAUGUGAAAGUAAGUUCUAGAAAGAAGGUUCAAAAUACAUAUGUAAAGGAAGAUGAUUUAAUUGAAGUGAAAGGUAGGGCUAACCAUAAUUUGGAAACUAAAUCAAGUGCUGGAUUAAAUAAUAAAGGCAAGAUGACCAAAGAAAAGACUGAGAAAGAGAUGUUUGGUCAUAGAAAAAAUGAGAAAAUUCAUGAAAGUUCUGAGUAUAAAGCUGGAAAUAAGCAUUCAAGAGAUAGGGAGAGUUAUGUGGAAGAAAAUAGACCAAAAUCUGAAAGGAAAGUAAAGAAAAAAAACCAUGUUGGAGAGGAUGAGAAUCCUAAUGAGUAUGUUAUCGAAAAGAGGCAUGAUAAUGAUAGAGAUAAUAGCUGGAGAUUGAAAAGGUGGUUAGGCAAUAACUCUGAAGAAGUGCCUGAAAAGAAGCAUUAUAGAGAAUCAGAUAAGGAUAAGCAUGCAGGUGGUAGGGAAAAAUAUGCAAGGGAAACCAAGAGAAAAUACCAAAAUGGAGAUGAUGAAACUCAAGACAGAAGUACAUCGAGGAAACAUGAUGCUGUGAAACAUCAUAAGAUGCACAGUUAUGAGAGGAAGGAGAGGCGGGCUAAGGUCAAGUCACAUUAUGAAGAAUUAAUAGCAAAGAGGAGACGUUCAAGAAGUCGAGAGCGUGAGGAUAGUUCACCUUCUUUUCCACCAAGGCAGCAAAAACGUACUUAUCAAGAUGGAGAGCGAAAAGAGUCAUCUAUGCAUUCUUUGAAAGAUAGUUCUAGAAAAAAGCACCCUGAUACUGAUAAAAGUAAAGUAUCAACUAAUGGUUCAAGUAGUCACCAUCAUCGUCAUGGUGGCUCUACAAGUGGACUUGGUGGCUAUUCUCCGAGGAAGAGGAAAAGUGAAGCUGCUGUUAAGACUCCUUCCCCAUCUAAGCACUCUCUUGAGAAGAAACGUGCUGGAUGGGAUCUACCCCCUGUAGGAGCAAAUAAUCCUUCUCCCACUGUUGUUUCUUCAAGUUUUCUAUUAUCAAAUGGUGCUGUGUUGUCCAACAUGCAUGGAGUGGUCUCAACCAAUUCUCUUGAUCUAGCCCUUGUGAAGCGUCGACCAAUAUCUUUUCCAAAUGAUGUAAUAACAGGGAAAAAUUCCAACAUUGAUUCUGUUCAAUUGACACAAGCUACCCGGCCUAUUAGAAGGCUUUAUCUUGAGAAUCUACCUGCUUCUGCCUCUGAGAAAGCUGUGAUGGAUUGCUUCAAUAACCUCUUACUCUCUGGUCGGGUAAAUCCUAUCCAGCAAGCUCAACCUUGCAUCAGCUGCGUUUUGCAUAAAGAUAGGGGCCAAGCUCUUGUAGAAUUCCUUACCGCUGAGGAUGCAUCAUCUGCUCUUUCUUUUGAUGGCAAUACACUAUUUGGCUCCAUUGUGAAAAUUAGACGACCCAAAGACUAUGUUGAAGUUGCAACUGGUGAACCAGAGAGAUCAAUGGAUGCUACUGUCACAAUAAGUGAUGUUGUAAUUGAUUCACCUCACAAGAUCUUCAUUGGUGGAAUUUCAAACCUUCUUUCUUCUGAGAUGCUUAUGGAGAUUGCUAGUGCGUUUGGAUCUUUGAAGGCUUACCACUUUGAAACCAACGCCAGCAAUGCAUCAUGUGCUUUUCUGGAGUAUUCGGAUCACUCUGUUUCCAUCAAAGCUUGUGCUGGUAUGAAUGGUAUGAAGCUGGGAGGGGAAGUACUUACAGUUGUUCAGGCAAUGCCUGAUGCAUCAUCACCUUUGGAAAAUGCUGGUGAACCGUCUUAUGGGAUUCCAGAACAUGCAAAACCACUGCUCAGAAAGCCUACACCAGUACUAGAGAUUAAAAAUGUGUUCGCAGCGGAGUCUAUUUCGUCUCUAUCUGACAUGACAAUUGAAGAAAUUUUAGAUGAUGUACGAUUUGAAUGUGCAAGAUUUGGGACUAUUAAAUCAAUUAAUGUAGUCAGGCAUAGCAGUGAAAAGGAUUUAGCAAUCAAAUUAGAAGAAUGUGAAGUCAUAAAUGAAGUGGAAUCUAAAGAUUUUCAAGACACCAACUCUGUUAGUACAAAAUCUAGUUUUUCAGACAGGGCUACUGACCCCAAAUCUGAAGCAACAAAUUGGGUUAAAUUUGAUGAUGCGAAAGAAUUGGAAGAAUAUAAAGUUGAUGAUGGUACCGGUGUUAAUACUGAUAAAAAUGCUGAAGUUUUUGAUGAUGAAUCAUGUCAAGAACACCUUGUGAAUGAUACAGCAGUUGAAAAUGUCGGCGGUAAGAGCAUACCUUCUAGUAUCAUACAAGAAUAUCCUGAUCAACAGGAUACAUCCGAUGACGUACCCAAAUUGGAUGAUGAAAUGGUUGCUAACGAUACAGGUGUGGAUAUUGAAAAUAAGAUUGUGGGGGAAAACACGGAUUCAAAAGGCACGGUUUCUGCAGUUCAGGAAGGCUUUUCUGAACGUGUUACUCGUUUCGAAUUAGUUGGUCCCCAAAAGGUAACUGAUACGGAAGAUGAUAAUGAUCAUGUAUUUGAACCGGGUUCUGUUCUUGUUGAGUAUAGACGAGCCGAAGCAUGUUGUUCAGCAGCACAUUCUUUGCAUGGACGACUGUUUGAUGGCAGAAUGGUGACAGUGGAGUAUGUUGCUGAGAGACUAUACAGAGCAAGAUUCACAAAAUGAGCACUUCUAAGCGAACGGUAACUCUUGGUUAUAUGAUGAAACAUAAUAUUGUCUUUGCAUGAUUGUGGAAGAACGGAUUAAUUGAACUGAUCGGUUAUGCCAUCCUGCUUCCUGCUGUUAAAUGUGCAAACAGUUUUUAAAUUUCUGAUUUACCCUGCUGAUGCUUAACUGAGCAAUGUGGAUUUGAGGAAAAUGCAGUUUAGUAUACAUCAAGUCUGUAGCUGCAGACCAUCUGAUAAAGAUUUGUUUUUCAAACGAGACAUGAUGAAAAUUAUCAUUUCGUGCCAAAUGUUUUAAAUGCUGUUAGCCUUGGAGAUGGUGAUGUCAUGGUUUUUGGCAAUAUUUUGUGUACAUGGUUAAUGUUGCGUUACAAACUGAUUGUUGUAUCGUAGUUAUUUUAGAUGUUGGUCACAGGGCCAUACUUUUUUUUUUUUGUGUUGUUUCUUUCACAUAUUAACCUUCUGUCACCGUAACAAAAUACAAACUUUCACUAACUAUUUACUUGAC